CUGGAUGUUUGACAGGAAAUUGACAAUUUGACAAGAAAUAGAAAAACAUGGCGUUUUAAUUUAUGUCAAUGUAAUAGAGAUAGAGAAACUUUUCUUAAAAUUUAUAAUAAAGCUGUUGCUCUUUCUCUUCGAAACAAAAUUAUUAUUUUUGAGAUUUUUUAAUCAUUAGCGUUAAUAAUUUGUUAGAACGCAAGUGUACGCGUCAGUGUCUUCACUCUUCAGUUGCAAAAUAUAACAGAAGUUGAUGAGUUUGUGAGGAGUGUGGUGAAGCGCGGCUAUGUCGUACCCGCCGCGUCCGCCGCUCGUGCCCUACGGGCUCGCGCAGGGCGUCGUCACCAUGCCCAUGGCCACUCACGUGAUGGUGGGCGCGUACGGCGCGGGCGGCGCUGCGGGCGGGCGCUCCGCCCUGCUGCCGGCGCCGCCGCCGGGCAAGGCCGCGCACAGGCAGCGCGCCGCCAACGGGGCCAAGGAGACGGACGGCCCUCCUGUCACGGUCUUCAUAGGCAACAUCUCGAGCCGCGCGCCGGACGCCAUGAUCCGCGCGGUGCUGGGCGCGUGCGGCGCCGUCAUCAGCUGGAAGCGCGUCAGCACGUUCGGCUUCUGCGAGUUCGCGGGGCCCGAGGCGGCGCUGCGCUGCGUGCGCCUGCUGCACGAGCGCGCGCUGGCCGACAAGACGCUGCUGGCGCGCACCGACGGCAAGAUGCAGGCGCUGGUGGACAGCUACCAGAGCGAGCAGCGGCGCCUGGCCGACGCGGCGCCCGGCACCGACGCCGACCCCGACGCGCGCGCGCGCGCCGCCGACGACGCGGCCGAGCGCCGUCUGCAGCAGCUGUACCGCGACUACCAGGAGGACAUCAACAACUACGAGCUGCUGCAGAAGGAGGAGGCGAUCUCCAAGACGGCGCGCGUGCUGGAGGAGGCGGACAUCUCGGAGGAGAAGCGUGACGUCAUCCACCGCGAGAUUGGCAAGUUCCGAGAGAGCAUGAAGGAGGAGGCCGACGUGGUGGUGCGCCGCAAGCGGGACGACAAGCCCGAGCGAGACAAGGAGCGCGACAAGGACAAGGAGCGAGACAAGGACAAGGAGCGCGACAAGGAGAAGGAGCGGGACAAGGACAAGGAGCGAGAGAAGGACAAGGAGCGGGACAAGGAUCGCGAGCGCGAGCGUGACAAGGAGCGGCGGAGGAGGAGCGUGUCCAGGAGCAAGGAUCGUCGCGAGGAGCGCGAGAAGGAGCGCGAACGGGAGCGCGAGGAGCGGGACCGGGAGCGGGAGCGCGAGCGCGAGCGGGAGCGGGAGCGGGAGAGGGAGCGGGAACGCGAGCGGGAAAUUCGCGAGAGGGAGAGAGAACGCGAGGUGCGCGAGAGAGAGCGGGAGAGGGAGCGGGAGCGGGAGCGGGACCGCGAGCGCGAGCGCGAGCGCGACCGGGACCGCGAGCGCGAGCGGGAGCGCGAGCGCUCGCGCGGCCGCGGCGAGGCGGACGCCAAGCGCGACAAGGAGCUGGAGGAGGAGGCGCGCGACAAGAAGCGCCUGGAGAAGAAGGCGCGCGAGAAGGAGGCGGCCUACCAGGAGCGCCUGCGCACGUGGGAGAGCCGCGAGCGCCGCAAGGGCAAGGACUACGAGCGCGAGCGCGAGCGCGAGCGCUGCCGCGAGGAGGAGCGCGAGCGCGAGGCCAAGCGCCUCAAGCAGUUCCUGGAGGACUACGACGACGAGCGCGACGACCACAAGUACUACCGCGGCAAGGAGCUGCAGCGCCGCCUCGGCGCGCGCGUGCGCGAGGCCGAGGCCGACGCGCGCGAGCGGGCGCGCGAGCAGGACGAGCUGGAGCAGCUGCGUCGCGCCGUGUUCGGCGAGCGCGCGCCCGACGACCCCGCCGCGCGCGCCGAGUUCGAGCGCGCGCGCCGCCAGCGCGACGAGCAGUACCGGCCGCGCCCGCUGCUGGACGUGACGCUGGCCGGCGAGCUGCAGCGCGAGCGCGAGCAGGCGCGCGCGCGGCGCCGCGAGCAGGCGCGGGCCGAGGCGCGCGCGCGGCUGGAGCGCGAGCGCGAGCGCUAUUUGCGCGCGCAGGCGUCGCGCGAGCUGCCCACCGAGGCCGAGCCCAUCGAGUCGGACUCCAGCGGCGCCUCGCCCGCGCCCGCGCCCGCCGCCUCGCCCGCCGCCUCACCCGCCCGCUCGCCCGCGCGCUCGCCCGCCGGCUCGCUCACGCCGCCCGCGCCCGAGCCGCGCCGCAAGCACCGCAAGCGCCGCCACCGCGCGCCCGAGUCGCCGGCGCCGGGCACGCCGCCGCGCCCGCCGUCCGAGGAGCGCCCGCCCGCCAGCGCCGGCAGCUCGCCCAUCAGCAUCAGCUUCCGCGCGCACGCGCCGCCGCCGCCCGCGCCCGACGCCAGAGCGGAGCGGCGCGUGCACGCAGCCUUCGCCGACGACGACGACGAGCCGCACGCGCACCCGCACCAUGCGCCGCACGCGCACCCGCACCAUGCGCACCACGCGCACCACGCGCACCAUGCGCACCACCGCGGUAAAGACAAAAAGGACAAAGACAAGAGUAAAAAGGCCGACAGCAGCGAGCGCUCCGACAAGCUGGACAAGAGCGACAAGCCGGAGAAGGGGGAGAAGGCGGAGAAGGCAGAGAAGGGGGAGAAGGCGGAGAAGGCGGAGAAGGGCGACAAGUGCGCGGAGGAGAAGCGGAAACACAUCAAGAGUCUGAUCGACAAGAUCCCCACGCAGAAGGAGCAGCUGUUCCAGUACCAGCUCGACACCGAGCAGAUCGACAGCGCGCUGAUGGAGAAGAAGAUCCGGCCGUGGAUCAACAAGAAGAUCAUCGAGUACAUCGGCGAGCCGGAGCCCACGCUCGUGGACUUCAUCUGCAGCAAGGUGCUGGCGGGCUCGGCGCCGCAGGGCAUCCUGGACGACGUGCAGAUGGUGCUGGACGAGGAGGCCGAGGUGUUCGUGGUCAAGAUGUGGCGCCUGCUCAUCUACGAGCUGGAGGCCAAGCGCGCCGGCCUGCACAAGUAGUGACGUCACACCGUACCACACACGUCACACAUGUCCUAUACGUACAGCUGUACAACGACUUCUCUUGUUAUAUUUCAAUUAUUUUUAUAUCAAAUACGAUGAACUUAGUUACACCACCCUCCCGUCUGUCAUGUGUACUUCUGACGUCAAUAUUCACACACUGAAAGCGUACGCUAAUCCAUGUAUUGUAUAUAUGUUAUUUCUGUUCCAAACUGUAUUGUAACCGUAUGUUGGACCUAGUGGAAUCACAAAUAGUACUGUCGGCGUCAAAGAGACUCCGGUGUCACGUCACGUCGCGUCACGUCGCGUCACGUCACGUCACGUCACGUCGGCCGGUGUACAGCUGUGGCAGCGCUACUGUCACGUAUUCCUAGUGGAUGUUGCACAUAUUUCUGUGCGUGUGUGUCGCACACACACGCUUCGAUAACUCAGACUAAUUACAUGAGGACCUGCCGCUAGACGUUAUUUAUCUGCCAAAGUAUAUGGUCAACGAUCUAAUGCGAUUAUAAAAACUCUAUGAAAUCGUAUUCGUCGGUUAAAGAGCUCUAGGUUAGGUUGGUGUAAAAGACGGUCAACAACUUCUAGUUUAGUAUUUACAUAGUACAUUCAUAAACUGACAGACAAUUUUAUUUGUGAAUUUGAGUGCGAUAUUGGUCCUUAUUUAAUUAGUCUGAGAUUGCUAAUGAUUAUGAUAUGAUAUAUAUAAGUGCGCACACACGACGACGGCUCGCGCACGCGGCGGACACCUCGCACGGUGAGAAGAUCGUUGCUGACACUCCCAUGAUAUGCGGGCGACGGGGGGCAAGACUGCGCGGGUGUGAUAUCGUGCGUGCGGGGAAGCGACGUGCAUCAUUAAUGACUGCUAGCUGUGACCUGUAUACAAUAACAGUAGUUUUUGCUGACUUUUUAUUUAUAUUUUAAUCUCAGUAAGUAAUUUUUAAUAACCUUAAUAUUUAUUUUCAACAAUUGUUGUGUUAAAUGUAAAAAAGCAUUUGUAGAUCAGCUGAAAAUUUUAAAAGAUUUAUAACAUUUUUCAACAAUUUUACGAUUGUAUGUCUGUGCGGCGCCGACGUUGUGUGCGCGUAACAUUUGAUACAAUGUUCCCCGCAUACUGACACGUGUCACUUGUUGUUGCGAGAGGAAGCGAUCCUGCCCCUGCAGCCAAGUGGCUCGUCGAUUCUCUUUCUACGAUCGCAAACGCUUCGAAAAUUAGAAAAAUGUAAUGACAUUUGCUGUGGACAGGUCACGUGACCAACAUCUGUCACUCCCAUACAGAGAAUGUAUGGCAGUGACAGAUCGCUUGCGAUCGUAGACAGAAUCCACGAGCCACGUGGCUGCGGGGGCAGGGGAGGAGGCGUUUCCGUAUUCCGCCAUUACAUUGCGUUACAUUACGUUACAUUUUUCAAGAUAACGAGUGAAUGAGUGCGAGACAGAGAGAGUGAACGAGAGCGAGCGCAAAACUGUAGCGAAUAAUAAAUGAAUAAUUCCAAAAUUUA
Bicyclus anynana (squinting bush brown) is the source of this 4506-nucleotide messenger RNA. RefSeq names its product RNA-binding protein 25. The coding region runs from base 278 to 3010 and encodes 910 amino acids. Gene Ontology annotation, cellular component: spliceosomal complex. Lineage: Eukaryota; Metazoa; Arthropoda; Insecta; Lepidoptera; Nymphalidae. The transcript is spliced from 11 exons. Gene Ontology annotation, biological process: regulation of alternative mRNA splicing, via spliceosome; mRNA processing. Gene Ontology annotation, molecular function: mRNA binding. The record is from RefSeq and is a predicted model, not a curated record.